Striga asiatica is the source of this 735-nucleotide messenger RNA. Lineage: Eukaryota; Viridiplantae; Streptophyta; Magnoliopsida; Lamiales; Orobanchaceae. The record is from the annotation of a GenBank genome assembly.
AUGGUCAAAGCCAAUAGGACUGUCAUCCCGUUGACCGAGUCAAGCACGGGUUUGCUUGAGGAGAAAAAGAGCGCAAUUGUUUUGUGGAAAAUCAAAACAAUGGCCAUCAUAACCAAACCUAUUGCUGUUGACGUCACCACUGAUACUAUGGUUGCGAAUCUCGCCGCCUUUCCAUUUCCGGCACCAAGCUCAUUAGCCACCCUUACACUACACAAACACACAUAUUAUAUGCAUCAACUUUCAAUUUUUAGGGACUGUGAUGCCAUUGCUAACAACUCUGCUUUUGGUACGACAUAUAAAUGUGAAUUUGCUAUUGCAAUAACAGUAUCGGGAAAAUACCAGAGCAUGACCCCAGAGGAAGCGGAUAAUUUCAAAAAAUCCCAUAGACCCGAAAAUGCCUCCACAGAGACUCCGUUCCAAGUCUCCGGGCAUCCACCGCACGUGGGUAGCGGUGGCCCCCACAGCCCCCAAACCCCACACUCUAACAAACAACCAGUUGACUGCCACGUGUACCACAAGCCCCGCCAGCGCCGACCACAAGUACACCGCAUUCUUCAGCUGACACUGAAGAAACCUCUGCAGUGGGAAUAUAAAAGCGAAGGCAAAGUGGAGUGGGAUCAGCCAAAACGCCAGCUGUCCCGCCAGCUCAGCCACUUCCCUGGGCUGGCCCAGCAGCAGAAGAAGUGGGCCCGCAAACACGUAGAGCGGGAGAAGGAUUAUACAAACCCCAAUUAG